Penicillium bovifimosum is the source of this 750-nucleotide messenger RNA. RefSeq lists its product as uncharacterized. The record is from RefSeq and is a predicted model, not a curated record. The coding region runs from base 1 to 750 and encodes 249 amino acids. The transcript has 2 exons. NCBI's taxonomy places the organism in Eukaryota, Fungi, Ascomycota, Eurotiomycetes, Eurotiales, Aspergillaceae.
AUGGCUCCCAUCCGACGAUACCUUCGCAUCAGCAAAUACUCAGUCUUGGAAUGUCGCAUUUACCUAGAAACCCCAUCUGAUUCACGAUGGCUACUCAACUCUCGCGAUCCGGUCCUCCCGCGCAUCAUCGCUGCUAUUCAACCGCUGGUCCUGCCAAAGCUGCGAGAAGAGAACGAGCGGCUAUUCCAGCGCAAGAAGGGAAAACCAGUGAAGGAUGUCAUUUCAGAAGAUGACUUCGAGGUGGCCAUCUUCCUUCGCGAAUCCCGUACCCGUCAUUCUCUCCUCACGCGAAACAAGACAUUCCACGGAAAAGGAAACCAAAACCAAGACUUGAAUUCGGAGCUGAAGCAAGAAGCUGACUCAGGUGACACAAUUACCAACCCGGUUAGCUCAGCAAACGGCGGAAUUAUGAUCGAGAGCGACAGUGAGCCUGAUCUGGACUUGCAUGAUAUCCCUGAAUCUGGCGAUGAAGACGCAGUGCAGGAUGCGCAACAGUCAGACAGACGGGGUCGGACAGCCAAGACAGGCCGGGUACAGCCGGAGGAUGAGACUGGUGAAGACGAAAAGAAGCUUGGUUUCAGUACCCAUUAUGAGAGCUUCAAUAUCUGCGGAUGGGUGUUGUGUUUGUUGAUCACCCGCAAGGGGGCUAGAAGCAAACAACCAAGUGCUGUGAACUCCGAGUCAUCUCGACAACCGCUCAUGGAAGAAUGGAUUUCAACUCAAGCUCAGGCAUCUGUUGACGAGGAUUGA